This is a messenger RNA of Aspergillus saccharolyticus JOP 1030-1, 760 nucleotides long. RefSeq lists its product as uncharacterized. The record is from RefSeq and is a predicted model, not a curated record. The transcript has 2 exons. The coding region runs from base 1 to 456 and encodes 151 amino acids. Lineage: Eukaryota; Fungi; Ascomycota; Eurotiomycetes; Eurotiales; Aspergillaceae.
AUGAAGAGAACCAGAACCAAGGCUAUAUCAAGAAAGAACUCCCCAAAGAAGGAAGAUAGUCAGAGGAACAAACGUCCCAGGAUGAAGUGGACAGUUCCUUCACGUCUAUCGCUUCUCCUGGAGAUUUGCAAGGUGAAGAAUGCGAGAUUGUCCGAAGAGCAGUGGAAGGAAGUUGCGAAGAGAAUGGGUGCCAGUUGGAACGGCAUCCGGGAGGAGUACGGUAGGCUCAUGGGCGAGCGUUUUCCUGAUUGGAAACGCAAGUUCAAACCCGAUGCCCCGUCAUCUUCAUUGCCUUCUACCACCGAAACCCCAGCAGUUCAGGCCCAAGGCAAUGCUACCUCUCAGCAUGACGAGUCUGAAGAGCGUGACCCUGAAAUUGGGACGCUGAAUUCUGAUGAAGAAGAGAAUGUUGCGGAGGUGGAUGAAGAGAACGUUGAUGCUACCGAGCAGACCUAGGUAAGCUGCUACUCCAAGCGCUCUCAGUCCAUUGCAGCUGGUAACACGAUAGAAAACUAUUAGUAAAUACUUGCAGUCUUUAGUUGAUGAUCAUAUUGUGACGCUACUGAGAUCACGGCAUUUACAAUUCUUUCGUUCCCCUCGAUUGCCUUACAUAUUUCCGAAGCGUAGGAGCGAAUUUGACUCUAUCACAAGUGGCAGGACAUCAUAGCCUUCGUCUAUAAGCUUUGCAAUUCGCGCAUCAAGGUCUCUAGAUGUCUCUGCUUUUCUUGUCGUUUUACUCCGUUCCACCACAGCUCUCUUG